This is a messenger RNA of Electrophorus electricus (electric eel), 1132 nucleotides long. It is a transcript of the gene nsmce1, whose product is annotated as NSE1 component of SMC5/6 complex. Gene Ontology annotation, cellular component: nucleus; Smc5-Smc6 complex. Lineage: Eukaryota; Metazoa; Chordata; Actinopteri; Gymnotiformes; Gymnotidae. Gene Ontology annotation, molecular function: ubiquitin-protein transferase activity. The record is from RefSeq and is a predicted model, not a curated record. Gene Ontology annotation, biological process: double-strand break repair via homologous recombination.
CCCCAUCCCCCCACCCCCAGCACAAUUGACCAUAAGUGAGUAGACUAUUCUCUGAAAACGGAAGACAUUUUUGAGGAAAUUCACAGGGAUGUCCCGACAAAUGGGAGAUAGUCAUAGACGCUUCUUACAGACAAUGAUGAGUAAUGGUGUCAUUAGUAGUUCCCAGGCCAGUGCCCUUCAUCGACACUGCUGUGAAACUCAUGGAGCACAUUAUUCACAAGAAAAAGUGGAAGACUUCAUCAGUGUCAUCAAUGCUCAACUUCAGCCACUGUUCAUGCACAUCAGAAAAGGAAUGUCAGAAGAAGAUGGACUAGACUACUUUGCUUUGGUAAACAUGGCUAAAACAGACAUAACAAAGAUGUCCUCUGAUUAUGCAGAUAAUGAGUUGGAGUUGUUUAGGAAAACAAUGGAUCUGAUUGUAGAUUCUGAGAAUGGUACAGCCUCUUCCACUGAUAUCCUGAACUGUGCUGACAGUCUCCAGACGAAAAAACUGAAGAAGAAGGAGACUGAACAUGUGCUGAAUAAGUUUGUCCAGGACAAAUGGUUAAAUGAGAUUGAAGGUGAAUACACUCUAAGCACUCGAUGCAUCAUUGAAAUGGAACAGCACAUGCGCACGAUUUACCCAGACCUCAUCAAACGGUGCUUUGUAUGCCACAACAUUGCAAUCCAGGGCCAAAUCUGUGAAAAUGCUGUGUGUGGCAUCAAGAUACACCUUCCUUGUGUUGCCAGAUAUUUUAAAGGACGCACUGACCCGCACUGCCCUUCGUGCAAUGACUUCUGGACUCAUGAGAUUCCUGAAGUCCAGCAGUACAGUUCACAGACUUUGCAAAGCCAAUCUUCAUGUGCAAAAGAAAAUACAGCAGGCCCUUCUACAUCCUCCACUUUGGCUACGCGCCGCUCCAGGAGGUCCUAAUGUUGCCGUAUUCAAAUGCGCAUGAGGAUGUGUGUUCUAAACCAUUAUUGUUAUAGUUGUGUUCUGAUGGUUUAAAAUUUUUUAAACUAUAUUGUACAUUUGGAUUGUACAUUUUAUUUGAUGGACUAUUGUAAUAUUUUAAUGUUGUGUUCUUAGCAUUUAUACUUUUAGAUUUGUGAUUCAGAGCAUUUUGAAGUAAAAGGAAAGUUUGUAAAGUGU